This is a messenger RNA of Symbiodinium pilosum, 365 nucleotides long. The record is from the annotation of a GenBank genome assembly. Lineage: Eukaryota; Dinophyceae; Suessiales; Symbiodiniaceae.
GUGGCCUGCACAUCUAUCAGGACCGGAAGGUGAUAGCAAGCGGCUUCACUGUACAAGGCUGUCGUGCGAGACAAGGGGGCGCUAUCUCAGUGGGUUCGGCUCACUUUAAUGAGUUGCGUCUGCAGAACAACUCUGCCCACAUGGGUGGUUGCGUGCACAGCGAUGGAGAUUUAGUGGUGGAUGGUCCAGUACACAUGAUGCAUUGUCUGGGCUCGGUGAUGGGAGGAGGCUUGGCAGUGAGCGGCAGGCUAGAGUUCCAGAAUGGCAGCUUUGAAGGCUGCCAGGCCCCUUCGGGCGCGGCUUUCUCCGCAGAAGGCCAAGUGACCGUUGCACAUAUUGACAUAGUGGGAGCGAGUCUGGGCGCC